Malaya genurostris is the source of this 667-nucleotide messenger RNA. Its product is annotated as ejaculatory bulb-specific protein 3-like. The record is from RefSeq and is a predicted model, not a curated record. The transcript has 2 exons. The coding region runs from base 134 to 502 and encodes 122 amino acids. Lineage: Eukaryota; Metazoa; Arthropoda; Insecta; Diptera; Culicidae.
GUUAGACUUCUUAGCCUUGGCGAAUAGAGGAUUAGAUAUCAAUUCAUCAGAUAUAUAAGCCAUUCACAGAGACAAAACUAACAGUAUUCGAUUGCACCGUAACAUUUGUGGUACAACAGGCACCAGUUCCAGAAUGAAGUUUGUUCUAAUCACCUUCGGUCUAAUGGCACUGGCUGCUGCCCAGGACGAUCGCUACACCAACCGAUUCGAUACCAUCGAUUUGGAUGAGAUACUGAAAUCCGACCGGCUGUUCAAGAACUACUUUAUGUGUCUGACGGACGCAGGCCGCUGCACUCCGGAAGGCAACGAAUUGAAACGCGUCCUACCGGAGGCUUUGGCAACGUCCUGUGCCAAAUGCAGUGAAAAACAACGCGAAGCGGGAGCUCGCGCCUUCAAGUACCUAUCCGAGAACCGACCGGAGGACUGGAAAAUCCUGCGUGCUCGUUACGAUCCCGACAACAAGUAUGCCGCCAUGAUCGAAAAAGAAGGUGGUUUGGCGUAAACUGAUUAUGUUAAUUUGCAACUGAAUAUUUAUUUUGACUAGUUGUUUCCUUUCAAUUUAUUGCUCAACUGUCUGCAAAAAUUGUACCUGUUAAUUUGAUUUCCGCUGUCAAUAGAAUAAAUAAACACGUCUUCCAAACAAUGUCAAAACAAAACCAUAUUUGUU